AUCCACCUCCUUAAAUCCUCAAUCAUUCAACCUCUUUCUCUCACUAAAUUUUCUUUCUCUCUCUACAAUUCUAAAUUCCCCACUACAAUUAUUUUUUCGUAUAAAGUUGAGUGCACAUUUGUGGUGGAGAAACAAAAAAACAAUCUCUUUCUUUCUUCUUACAAAGUUUCUGUUUCUUCAAAGCUAUCUUUUCUUUAAAAAAAAAAGAAAUACAAACUUUGUGGUAUUAUUGUAAAGAGAUUGAAGAAAGCUAUAAAGGGUUUUUCUUAGAGGCAAGAGUUUUGUUUUUUUGAAAUGGUUUUCAUGUCUGAGAUUUUGAGCAUAAAAGAAGAAAAAAUUGAAGAAGAAGGUGAGUGGGAGAAAGAGCGAUAAGAAAAAGAAGUUUAUAUAACCCAAUAAGCAGAAGUAGUGAAAGAUUAUUAAUCCAAUUUGAUUUUGCUUUGAUCUGCUUCUGCUGGGUGGUUGAAAAUGUCUGCAACAAUGAUAAGUGAUGCAAUGAUGAUAACAGCACCAGAAACUCAAUCAACAACUAGUAGCAAUCUAGUUGCACAGAAUGAAGUUGAAUUUGCAGUAUGUGAAUGUUGUGGACUAACAGAAGAGUGCACACCAGCAUACAUAGAAAGAAUCAGAGAAAGGUAUCAAGGAAAAUGGGUUUGUGGAUUAUGUGGUGAAGCUGUUAAAGAUGAAAUUGUAAGGUCAGAGAGACUUGUUAGCACAGAAGAAGCAAUGGCAAAACAUAUGAACUUUUGCAAAAAGUUCAACACUUCAGGUCCUCCUCCAAAUCCAGCUGUUCAUUUGAUUUCAGCUAUGAGACAGAUUCUUAGGAGGAGUUUGGUUAGGUCCACACCAAAUAGUCCAGUUAAUAAGAGUAGUAGAGAAAUUCAUGGCUCUGGACUUGCUAGGUCUGAAAGCUGCUUCUCUACUCUAUCCGGUUCGUAGCAAACACAGACACCGGAACACGGACACUGACACAGACAUGUUGACACUGAUAAAUAAUUGAGAAAAUUGAAUGGUAAACGUAAACUGCAUGUGUGGAUGUGUCAGGGUCAUGUCAGGGUCGAGGACCGGAGAUGCCUUCAUCAGAAAUAGAAGAAUAUGCCACAAAGGGAAUAUACUGUAUUUGGUUGGUUGAAAAUGCAAAAGUUGAAAAGAAAUAAAAACAGAAAUCUUUAGCUUCAAGUUAGGGUCUCCAUUGUAGUUAUGCAUUACAUAACUUUCAAGCUGUUGUUAGAAGUUUGAUUUGAACACAAUUUGCUCAAAUUUUUUGCUUCUCUAUUAUUACUUGUUAGUACUUUUUUUUAUUCAAUUGUUUAAAAAAUGAUUGAUAAUUGAAGACAAUAGUAAUUUUCACA
This is a messenger RNA of Lathyrus oleraceus (garden pea), 1352 nucleotides long. RefSeq lists its product as uncharacterized. Bases 469 to 939 code for a protein of 156 amino acids. The transcript has 2 exons. Lineage: Eukaryota; Viridiplantae; Streptophyta; Magnoliopsida; Fabales; Fabaceae. The record is from RefSeq and is a predicted model, not a curated record.